Messenger RNA from Rotaria sp. Silwood2, 139 nucleotides. Lineage: Eukaryota; Metazoa; Rotifera; Eurotatoria; Philodinida; Philodinidae. The record is from the annotation of a GenBank genome assembly.
AUUAGAUGUUAAUUCUGUAUCAAGUGGUAAUGUUUAUGAUAUAGGUUUACUUUCAUUUAAUGGUUUGGAUAUUUAUUUAUUUCAUUCAUGUCGUACAAAUAAUUGUACAACAAUCAUUAUGAAAUUGAUUAAAAAUUGA